UUCUUAUCUUUGUAGGUGAAAGUUCACUGAUUUCUCUGCUGUAACUGUCAAUGUUUUGGCAUAGUAUGAAAAAACCACGGGUCGUUAUUCGCUCCUGACAAAAUAUUAUAUUCUCUUGCUCCUGACUAACACGCCUUCCCCGGUUCUUCUUAACUGGUCGGAACCUUUUCUUACAAUUUUCGUAUUAGUGUGUUCAGGGCCUUACUGACUCUCGCACCGUCAACCGAAAAGAGAUAGGAGAAAUUACAGUUCUUGACGCCGUAAAACAAUCAGCUAAUCAAAGAAAUCGUUAAAUCAAAUCGAUGCUACUUUUUGUUGAAAAAUCAUUACACUAAAUUGCCGAUGAAAUUCUGAGUUUUUCUUUGAUUAUAAUUAGUUUUAAAGGUAGUUGAGAAAGUUGCAAAAAAAAUACUGGUUGAGAAAUUAGCCAGAUUUUGACAAGCUUUUGUGUUCGGCUUUACAGUACGCGAAAAUGGUUGUUGUGCUGUUUGUUUAUUAAAUUCUGGAAACUUCGAAUUCAAAUGAAGUCUCAUUUCGUGAAGAGACCGCCGCUUUGUAGGGAACAAUGGGCUGAAUUACAGGUUGGCAGGGGAUUGCUUUAUAUUUCCUGGCCGCUUUGAAACAAAUCAUAUUUGGGCUAUAAGUUACAUUUCCACUUAUGAGCUCGACUUUGAAAGCUAUCCAAAGUUAUCCAUUAAGACAGCCCAGCACAAAAACCCAUUUUUCCACGCGGAUGCCCAAUAAACCUCUUCUAAAAUUGGUAUCUAUAAGGGUACGUAAUUAAUUGCCAAGUUUAUUGAUCUUUUAUUUGCAGUUCUAUUUUGAACAGUUAGUGAUGAAUUGCACACACACGUCACAAUGGCAAAGUUAAUACCUUGAUUGCAGUAAUUUGACCUUGAACUUCUGUAAAAGAAAGGAAAUUUUAUUAACUGUCGGGAAGACGGAUUUAUGCAGAGUGUAAUUAAGGGCGCUUGUUUGUUUACAAUUUAAUAGAAGUAAAGUGGUAAGGUAUGGCAUUUGCUAACAUGGAGUUCAGAGUUUCUGCGCCUUCUAGAUUUACUGGAUUAACACCAGCCGUUGCAGGCUCACGGAGAACCAGUCACAUUUUUAUCGCUCCAACAAAAGGAACGUUUACAAGAAACGGUAUUUACGCAGUCGAGGAACCGAUCAAAAGAGCCCCAAAGCGACCGAAAGCUAAAGACUACGAAAUCAUCUACAAAGCGUACCUGGAGAUAAGGGAAGAAAAUGGUGCUUUAAGGCACGAGGGUCAACAGUUACGAGAUGAACUUCUGCAAACGAAAUCGAAACUUCUUGUUCUUUCCCAGGAAAACGAAGAACUAAAGGCCCAAAUUUCUCAGCUUCCGUUCCCUGAAAACUGGGGACAGGUUAUCCGCGGAAAAGACGAGGAAUUGAAAAGACUGAAAGAAUCAAUUCAUAAAAUGUCGUACGACCGAGCUGAAGCAAUCAACAACAAGUCUGUGGCAGAACUGGCCGUCGAUGAACUGAAAUUGAAACUUCGCAACAAGGUUAAAGAAGUAAAAGACGCAAAGGAGUUGGAGAAAGUUCAGAGCAAAGCAAAAAUUCUCAACGAGACAGAGAAGUUGCGAAACGAGAGAAACAUCGCAGUCGCCAAUCUCACACGUCUUGAAGUUGUUGUCGACAAGCUUCGCCAGGAAGCCGGCCACGAGAAACGAAUAAGCGAAGAAAGAAAAAUGGUAAUUCAAGAAAUACACAAGAGACUUACAAGCAAAGAAAAGCAUGUUGACGAUCUACGAAAACAGCUCGCUUUGUCGCGUCUUUUUAGCAAGUAGAACUAAACAGUCCACUGUGACACAAACACGUGAAAUUAUCAUCUUGGUUCAUUUUUCCGAAUAAUGCAGAGAGUAAAUUGUGUUGUUCAUGAGAGGGCAAGAUAGAACUGAAUGUAAUUUUAACUGACAAACCCGAGACACACAUUGUGUUUGCCUAGGAAACUCGAAAGGAAGUUGAUGUAAAUGUUAAUGUAUAUAUGUUCGUUUCACGAAGCAGCAGCAAAACGUUAGAUAUUUAUUUUUGAAAAUGGAAGCUUAAUGUUGUGAAAACAAGUGAGUAUUUUGAAUGGGAGUGUAUUAGCACUGUACGUAGAGGAAAGGAAUAAUUUCAAAAUGACUCUAUAAAAUGGAAGAAAAAUCUC
Messenger RNA from Pocillopora damicornis (cauliflower coral), 2173 nucleotides. RefSeq lists its product as uncharacterized. Lineage: Eukaryota; Metazoa; Cnidaria; Anthozoa; Scleractinia; Pocilloporidae. The record is from RefSeq and is a predicted model, not a curated record.